ACUGUAUUGAUAUCUAGAAAACGAUCGAUGGUCUCAUACUAGUUUGCUUCCCCCAAUGUUCGUUAGAGCAAAUUAAAAAUAAACAAACAAACCACCACAUACCACUUUCUGUGGGCAAAUGGCGGAUGAUUCUGAAGACGAAAACGGAGGAACAAAGAUUGUAACUAAUCAACCGUAUGACGAAUCUCUUGAAGUGCCGGACGCAGAAGAAGUAGCUUCAAAUUAUACCCCUAGUCCAAGAGUUCCUGCAGGCUUCCCAGCUGGUAGCGGGAACAGCUUGAGAGGUCACGACAACAUGACUGACAACAGUGAUGAUGAUUUUGAAGAAGGGCAGAUGGAGAACAAGCCACUCAACAAACCAAGGCAACAGAUCCCACCAAAGCAACGUCAAGUAUCUGAAGAUGAUGACGAUGACGACGACGAUGAUGAUGACGACGACGACGAUGAUUCAGGAUCUGAUUCUUCAGAUGAUGAUGAUGAUGACCAUCACGUGGCAUUAGAAGGUGCAUAUGACCCAGCAGAGUAUGAAAAUCUACCAGUGAGUGAGGAAAUCAAGGACCUGUUUCAGUAUAUCACAAGGUACACUCCACAGUCUAUUGAGCUGGACCAUAAGAUGAAGCCCUUCAUUCCCGACUACAUACCAGCAGUUGGCGAUAUUGAUGCAUUUAUUAAGAUUUCUAGGCCCGAUAACAAGCCGGAUACCUUAGGUUUAUCAGUGUUGGAUGAGCCUUGUGCGAAACAGUCUGACCCCACAGUCCUAGACCUGCAGCUGCGUGCAAUCUCAAAGCAGACGACGACAAAAUCCAUGCAAGUGAGAAGCAUUGAGAAUGCCGAUAAAAACCCAAAACAAAUCAAGAACUGGAUAGAAAGUAUUAGUGAUCUACACCGCUCAAAACCACCACCCACUGUUCAUUAUAACAAGACAAUGCCAGAUAUUGAGAUGUUGAUGCAGGAAUGGCCGCCAGAAUUUGAAGACCUUCUCAAUAAAGUUGGAUUACCGACCGCAGAUAUUGAUUGUUCAUUAGACCAAUAUGUAGAAAUGAUUUGUGGAAUUCUUGAUAUUCCAAUUUAUCAGAGUAAAAUACAAGCAUUGCAUGUACUGUUCACGCUCUACUCUGAGUUUAAGAAUUCUCAGCAUUUCCGUACAUUGGCUGAGGAGAAUAAACUAGACAACGCCCUCAAGGAGAAGCCAGAUGAGCACGAUUAUAGCCAAGACUUUCCAGAUGCUGAUAGGCUCACUCUGUGAACCCAGGUGCUCAAAGAGAUGAGAGGCAUAAUUAGAGCAAAGAAUAUCCAGACACUGUAGACUUGCACUGGGAAUUAUAUGCCUCUGUGACAGACAUAUGUUUUGACAAGGAUUAUGUAACCAUUGCAGACAUUCCCUGUGAUCACAUCCCUCAAGCAGGCAUGAUAAUUUCCUAUAAUUUCCCAGUCUAUAUCAAUGCUCAUAUUUUAUUAUAUAAUUAUAUUAAUAUUGUUUGAUAAUAAUAAAUUUGUAACUUGAUGUCUUUAAAUGAAACUGUAACAAUAAUUUAUUUGACUUGUUUUAGAAAUGCUGAAAACAACAUGAAAUCAAACCUAGAAUAAGAUUACCGAAAAUAUUUUUUGUAUAUGAAAUAUUUUGUGGAAUCAUACAACUUCAGAAAUUUCCUCGACAUUCUAACACCUUGAGUUCCUGCAAAAAUUAACAAAUUGCAGCGUGUCAAACAAUUUUUCAAUGCCCUUUUGUAAAUGCCCAUAAUGUAAAUUGUAUAAAUCCAUAGAAUUCUUUUUGUACAGUACAAUAUCUCACUACACUCUAUUCCACUAUGUUGCUUUGUUUGGUUGCUAUGGCAAGUAACCUUUCUGCUAAGCCCCUCCCCUUGGAUAUUGUUGCUAAGGUCCCACAAAACGAGUGUUAAAACAUUCGCAUACACGUGCGUUUGUGGGACGCGCGCACAUUCCUAGCCAUGUUCUGAUUUGUCAAUUGUUAAGUUUGAUUGACACUCGGGUGUUUAUUUUCUGUAUAAAUUUGUAUAAUUAGCACAAUGUGAUAAUAAAGAAAGACAAUGCCAA
Molecule: messenger RNA, 2055 nt
Organism: Anneissia japonica
Lineage: Eukaryota; Metazoa; Echinodermata; Crinoidea; Comatulida; Comatulidae
Product: intraflagellar transport protein 46 homolog
Exons: 8
Coding region: 119-1246 (375 amino acids)
Biological process (GO): cilium assembly; intraciliary transport
Cellular component (GO): motile cilium; intraciliary transport particle B; centrosome
Source: RefSeq, a predicted model, not a curated record